Molecule: messenger RNA, 2400 nt
Organism: Cheilinus undulatus (humphead wrasse)
Lineage: Eukaryota; Metazoa; Chordata; Actinopteri; Labriformes; Labridae
Gene: poldip3
Product: polymerase (DNA-directed), delta interacting protein 3
Exons: 10
Coding region: 25-1467 (480 amino acids)
Biological process (GO): mRNA export from nucleus
Cellular component (GO): nucleus
Molecular function (GO): mRNA binding
Source: RefSeq, a predicted model, not a curated record
UGCGCUGUGCGGCGGUGCGAGAAAAUGGCAGACGUCUCUUUGGAUGAAGUGAUACGACAGCGCGGUAUUAACGUCAAGGCUCAAGCUAAAAGACCAAUGUUUGGACGAGGAGCAGGAGGAGCAGGAGGAGCUAGCAGAGGCUUUGACGCCCGGCAGAGAAUAGGGGUCAAUGAUGUUAGACAGCGGCUCGGAGGAGGACCAGGUUUUCAAGUAAAAGAUGCUCGAGACAUGCUGGGUCAGAAAGACGCCCGCUUCAAAAUCCGAGGCAAAGGAGGAGCGGGAGGAGUGAAAGAUGCUCGUCAGAUGAUUAACUCACGCAAAGAGGGGCAGAUUCAGAUCAACGUCCCAGUACAGACAACGCAAAAGCCAGCAAUAACGCACACACUACAGGGCCAGACACACAUGCCACAAAUACAGAUCCACACCAACAACAACCUCGCAGGGGGGAAUCUGAGGCAACUCACUCGUAAUGUACAAGGACUGAAUGUGAGAGGCAGCGUUACUCCACAGCUGGGUAGUAACAAGAGAGUGAUGGACGCUCGAGAUAGGCUAAGCCUGAAGAGGAGCAUUGGAGGGACGCCGACACAAACAGCUGCUGCACCACCACUAAAAAUAACGAAGACCAUCCAGCAACGACCAAUAGGGAUGUCAGGAGGAAUACGUGCAGCCACACAGCCUGACUCAAAUGAUCAUGACGGCAUCGCCAACAAACAAAUGAAGAUCACAACAGCUAGCAGUAUGCUCCAAUCACGGCCUGGCACGCUGGGCUCCACGUUCUCCAUGUCGGCACCGAUCACCAAGGUGGUUAAAAACGAUGCUUACACAGCUCCACGCCCUCCUGUCCCCGUGGCUCCUACCCGGCCCAACACGAGUGCCGCUGCAGCCCGGUCCUCAGCUGCAGCCUUACAGCCCGUCUCCAGAACUCUGCAGCAAAACACAGCAGAGUCUAGCACAGCAGCUCCCACUCCUCCACAGCCUGCUUUCAGUCCAUUGGAGGGGACAAAAAUAACAGUGAACAACCUGCAUCCACGGGUCACAGAGGAGGACAUAGUGGAGUUGUUCUGUGUUUGCGGUGCCUUGAAGCGAGCCCGGCUGGUGAAAGUGGGUGUCGCUGAAGUGGUGUUUGUACGUAAAGAGGACGCAGUGAGCGCAUACAGGAAGUACAACAACCGGUGCCUCGACGGGCAACCGAUGAAGUGUAACCUUCAUAUUCAGGGAAACGUCAUCACUUCUGAUCAGCCUAUUCUAUUGAGGCUGAGCGACACUCCCGGCACAGGCAGCGGCACAAAGAAAGACGGUCUGCCCCCGUCCUUGUCUCGCCCCGCGGGUCAGCGAGCUUCCUCUCAGCCCACUCCGGAGGUGGACCCCCAGACCAUCCUCAAAGCUCUGUUCAAAUCCACGACACAGUCCACCUCCACCACCGAGCCGCCAAGCUCACAGGCCACCGCCUUCCGCAUCAAGAUAUAACUUGUGUCGUGUGAAUAAUUCUGUUCAUAAACAUGUUUCUGCAUUUAGUGUUCACAUACAAACCUUCAUUUUCACUGUGACAGCAGGCAGCCGUUCAUCCUCUCAUUAGAAACUGAUUUUGUACACAUUUGAUAAAUGCGACCACCUUAAUGGAGACAGAACAUCCUGAUUUUUGGUUUUUAGGUACUGAAAUGUCAAGCGUUUGUUCUUAAGAUGCACCACUGAAGGACGCAUAAUUAUAUUUGUUAUUUUAAUGCAACAUGGUGGGGGAUGCCGGAUUAAAUCAGGUGUUUGGGAAUUUUCUUAAAGUUUUUUGUCACAUUAACAAUAGCUCCUAUGAGUUUUUAAUACUUGGGUUUAACGAAAAUAUUGACAUAUCCCUAAAGAGGUGGAAAAAGAGCUAAAAAGAUAACUUUCUGACACUAAGUAAUGCCAUAAUUGAGGGGUUUUGUUAUUCUUAAGGCCUUGAAUGUCCACACAGGCAUGUUCAAUCAUAAGGUUCAUCUCUUUUUAGAAUUCCUGAAUGCAUAAAAUGAUCUAAAGACUAAGAGGUAAAGAGAAUAAUCCAGCUGUUUUUAGUAUGUAUCUGAUGGAAAAGGACAUUGGAAACGGCGGCACACCUUUAAGACAUUAACUGAAUCAGGGAUGUGCAGAAACUAUAACACAGUGUUUUCAUGAAACCAGCUAACAAACUGUCAUAUUAUGUUUAUUUUCUCCAUUAUUGCUGCACCAGUUGUUGUUGUGCGACUGGUUUUUGCUUUGUUGUACACAUUUCAAGCAGGACAUGUUAAAAUUCUUCCCGGUGUAUGUUGGAUACGUUUAUGUUCCAGGACUGUAAAUGGCUUUUUUGUUGCUUUCUCGGUUUGUAAGUGAAGAAGAGAGUAGAGAUCAGAUCUGUCUGUGAAAUGUUGUCAUUAAACAUUUAGCUUUGUA